GUCGCGCAGUCACAUCAGCUGUACCAGCGAGAGCUACACUGACCUAAUUAACAGUACAGGGGACAACAACAAGGACGACACAACACACCGCAGCGACCCGACAGAAGACACCUGGGUGAUUCCACUGCACCUGACUCUGCUGCCUCGGAGAGAAAUAUAAAACCAACUUCACUUUCCUUCUGUGCCGCAGCCAGAAGAAAACAGUGCGUGGGACUUGGUGUCAUUACAGAGGAACCUCCACCAACCUGUCUGCCUAUAGAAGCCAAUACAGAGCUGACAAGUGGGCUAUUGACUGCAGCAACUGUGAGCGAGCAAGAGGAGGAAGAAAACAGCCAAAGAGAGGAGGAGGCGGAGAAUCAGAGAGAGAGAGAGAGAGCUUGUCCUUUUUUUGGGGUAUAAGAGGGUUUUUUUGGUGACAGAGUUCAUUGUCUUGCAGAAGUUUCUCAAGGGAAAAAGUAACCAUUUGAAAAAGUCCAUAAUGGCCGAGCUGUCAUCAGCCCAGAUGACCGAGUGCACCUGAGAAUUACCGCUGCUGCACACACUCCAUGUCACCACCAGACUGUGGGAAUUCACUGCGCAGAAGAAAAAUCAAUCUACUAUGUGUUUAGUGUUUGAGCAGCUGAGCCGGUGAAGGCCUCGGAGGCGGCCAUGUUGGAUCUUUUUCUUAGAGAGCUGGUGUUGACCCGUCUUCACCCGUCACCUCGCAGCACCUCGCUGCCGACCUAACUCCCUCGCUCCCUCUCUCUCUUUCUUCCACCGCCUCGCCGGGAGGAAAGGUCCUUGGUCUCUGUGUAAAAUGUCCUAUGCACAUCGCAAGCUGCUUACCUGGAGCUUACCUCAAGUCCUCCUCCUACCGCUGACCUACCUCCUGCUCCUGGCUCCUCCCACAGGUGUGUCAGCAAACCUCUGCCGUGUGACCGGCGGGCUGCUAGGGAUCCACUGGAGCAACGUCAUCACCCUGGGUUGGUCCCCGCUGGCGUUGGGGACAGGCGGGGCGAGAUGUUGGGAGUUCUGCUGCCUGGAGCCGAGCUGCAACGCCGUGUGGAGCCUCGGCGGGCGGUGUGUGCUCCUCCGCUGCACGCUGGAUAAUGGAUGCCCCAUCUCCCACCUGCCCCCGCCCCACCAGGAGUCCCUCGGGCUCCUCCAGCUGCUCUCAAAGGGUCCUGUCUUAAGGAGACAGAGGAGAGCUCUUCAGUUACAGACUGCAGGAAACCAAGGACUGAACAACAAACAAUCCGACCGCACGGACAGUCCUAAACUUGAAAAAGCUCCCUCACCUCCAACCGCACCCAGCGCCCUCGCACAUCACCAAACAGCCCAGAAGAACCACAGCCUGACAGCCAACGGGAGUGCAGACACCGCUGCAGAUAAACCCCAGCAGGACUCAACGGUGGACAACACCGCUAACACUGCUGCGUCUUCCAAUAGCAGUGAAGUCAGCACAACCACAGCGACUGCAGCCGCCGUCACCCCAGCUCCAACACAGGCUGUGAGGGAGCUGGUGGUGUCGGCAGGAGAGAGCGUGGAGGUGACGCUGCCCCGAAACACGGUCGAACUCAACGCCUUUGUCGUCCCUACGCCCCCUCAAGGAACAAACUAUGCAUUUGAUUGGCUUCUGAAAACUCAUCCCAAAGAUUACAGCGGGGAGAUGGAAGGGAAGCACAGCACGACUCUUAAACUAAGCCAGCUGACUGUGGGCCUGUAUGAGUUUGAGGUGACAGUGGACGGGGAGGGGGCCCACGGAGAAGGUUACGUCAAUGUCACAGUCAAACCAGAGCCUCGGGUAAACAAGCCUCCUGUUGCCGUGGUUUCCCCAAAGUACCAGGAGAUCUCCCUGCCAACCAGCUCGACGGUCAUAGAUGGCAGCCAGAGCACAGACGAUGACAAGGUGGUGGCGUGGCACUGGGAGGAGGUUAAAGGACCCCUGAGGGAAGAGAAGGUCUCUGCUGACACCCCCGUCCUCACCCUUACUAGUCUGGUGCCUGGGAACUACACCUUCAGCUUGACAGUGACAGACUCAGACGGAGCCAAAGACUCAACACAGGCCACCCUCUCAGUCAACAAAGCCAAGGACUACCGGCCUGUAGCCAACGCAGGCCCUAACCAGGUCAUCCAGCUGCCGCGCAACUCCAUCUCUCUGUACGGCAACCAAAGCACCGACGACCACGACUCUCUGUCCUAUGAGUGGUCCCUGAGCCCUGAGAGCAAAGACAAGGUGUUGGAGAUGCAGGGCGUGCGGACUCCGAUCCUGCAGCUGUCGGCUAUGCAGGAGGGAGACUUCACUUUCCAGCUGACGGUGACGGACUCGUCUGGACAGCAGGACACUGCCCAGGUCACCGUGAUUGUGCAACCAGAAAACAAUAAGCCCCCGGUAGCUGACGCAGGACCAGAGAAAGAGCUGACUCUGCCUGUCGACCGAACCACGCUGGAUGGCAGCAAGAGCAAGGACGACCAGAAGAUCUCCACCUACCACUGGAUACAAACCAAGGGUCCAGACGGUGUGAAGAUUGAGAAUGCAGACAGUGCUGUUGCCACGGUGACAGGUCUCGAGGUUGGCACGUACGAGUUCACCCUGACCGUGACGGAUGAGAGAAACCUGCAGAGUACCGACAUGGUCUCUGUCAUCGUCAGAGAAGAACUGGACCAGCCUCCACUAGCUCAUGUGGUAUCCAGUCCAGCCAUCACGCUGCCCGUCAGGACCGCCUCUCUGGACGGAUCUCACUCCACUGAUGACAAAGGUGGAGUCAGCUACCUGUGGACCAGAGAUGACAGCAGUCCUGCAGCUGGGGAUGUACUGAACAACUCUGACCACCAGGCUGUGCUGUUUCUUGGGAACCUGGUGGAGGGGAAGUACAGCUUCACCCUGACUGUAACUGACAGUAAAGGACAGAUGAGCAUUGACAGAGGCAGCGUGGAGGUCAAACCAGACAUAUGGGAGCGUGACCUGGUGGAGUUGGUGCUGGAGAUCGGCGUAUCCCAAGUUUCCCACCGUCAGCGAGACAUGCUGCUGCGCCAGGUCGGGGUGUUACUGGGCGUGCUCGACAGCGACAUCAUCGUGCGAGAGAUCAGUGCGUUUAAUGAGCACAGUACUCGUUUGGUCUUCCUGGUGUCCGGCGGGCCAGGGCGCCCCCCUCUGUCCGGCCACAGUGUUGCACUCAGUCUUCGCAACAAACUGCGCAAACAGAAGAAUGACUUCCUCAUCUUUAAGGCCCGACGGGUGGAUACAGUCAUCUGCCAGUUAAACUGCUCGGGUCACGGUGAGUGUGACUCCUUCACGCGGCGCUGCGUCUGCCACCCGUUCUGGAUGGAGAAUUUCAUCAGAGCUCAGCUUGGAGAUGCUGAAAGCAACUGUGAAUGGAGUGUACUCUAUGUGACUAUAGCAUCCUUUAUGAUUGUGGUUGCUAUAGCAACGCUUGUCUGGGGGAUGGUGUGCUGCUGCAACAGGCGUAAAAGCAAAGUGCGAAGAAGCAAAAGCAGGUACAAAAUGCUCGAAGCUGAUGAGCAAGACAGUCUGGAGCUUCAACCAUCUCGAGCAGUCCGCUUGAAGCCAGUCCCCGCUCCCACCUCCUCCGCCCUCAUGCACUCGGACUCAGACCUGGACAGUGACGACGGGCAGGGCGGGUUCCCGUGGACAGAGCAGGAGCGCGGGCAUCUCCUGAGGCCCCAGAAUGGCUCCCUGAGGAACGGCCAGGGUCCUGUGAGAGGCAAAAAGCAGAGAGAAGAGCUGCUAUAGCAAGGGAGGAGGGGGGGAGCCUCGCCGCUGCCCUCACUCAU
Molecule: messenger RNA, 3774 nt
Organism: Labrus bergylta (ballan wrasse)
Lineage: Eukaryota; Metazoa; Chordata; Actinopteri; Labriformes; Labridae
Source: RefSeq, a predicted model, not a curated record